This is a messenger RNA of Emiliania huxleyi CCMP1516, 1539 nucleotides long. RefSeq lists its product as hypothetical. Gene Ontology annotation, molecular function: 4-hydroxyproline epimerase activity. NCBI's taxonomy places the organism in Eukaryota, Haptophyta, Isochrysidales, Noelaerhabdaceae. The record is from RefSeq and is a predicted model, not a curated record. The transcript is spliced from 6 exons. Bases 1 to 1539 code for a protein of 512 amino acids.
AUGAUCGCCGACAUCGAGCUGCUUCCUGAUGCCAGCAACGAGCUGAAGCAGGCCAUCAAAACAGCCGUCUCAGGCACGGGCCUUUCCCACACCGUGCAUGCCCACGGAGCAACGGUGAAGGGGCAGGCAGAGGCCGUGUGGACUGCGGCGCGCGCUGCGUUCGACGCAUGCAUCGCCGCCGGUGCAUCCACGGAGACGGUGCUCCUCAAGAUGCGCUGCGGCGAUGGUGAAAAUGGAGCAGCCGCCUCGGCAGUCAAAACCACCGCCUCCGCUGCCGCCACAGCAAUGGUCCCGCAGCGCCCAAGCCCAUUCGGCAGCGGUGUGCGCAAGCUCCAAGUCGUCGACUGCCACUGCGGUGGCGAACCGGCGCGCGUCAUCGUCGGUGGCAUGCCGCACGUCCACGGCGCUUCCAUGGUGGAGGUGCGGCAGCGCUUUGCAAAGGCGCGGGACAGCCGAGAUCUAGCCGAGGACUUCGACCACUACCGCGCUCUCUUGCUGCACGAGCCGCGCGGCUACCCGCCUCCGACACGGCCAGAGGCGGCGUUCGGCGUGGUGGUGGCGGAGCAGGGGAAGAUCUACCCUGCCAUGUCGGGCCACAACGUGAUCUGCGUCGCCACUGCCCUCCUCGAGACUGGGAUGGCUGGGCUGGUGCAAGUCAAGGCGCAGUGCGAGCACGGCAAGGCGACGCAGGUCGAGCUGCGCAACGCGCCCGCCUUCUGCCGCCCUUGCGACAUGGGCGUCGAAGUCGACGUGCCGCUCGGCGUGGGCAAGCUGCGGGUCGGCGAGCCUUUCGAGCACUCGUCCAUCCUCGGCACCAAAUUCAUCGGCCGGCUGCACGAGGAGGUUGUGGUGGGGGGCGGGGGAACCGAGCCGGUGCGGGCGGUGGUGCCGACCAUCUCGGGGCGGGCGUGGAUCACGCAGCACGCGACGGUGGUCUGCGACCCUUCCGACCCCUUCCCAGAGGGCUACAAGGUCACCCACCCCGAGAUCGACUACCCCGGCCCAGACAUCCUCGCCUUCCGCGACCCCGCCGUCCGGCUUCCGGGAGGAGGCCUCGCCGCGCGCAAUGCCGUCGUCAUGUCCAACGGCAGACCGCCCCAGCGCGCGCUGCAACCCGGACACCGCUGCCCGGAGCCGCGCACGCGACCGCGUCGCCCGCGCGCCGCUCCGGCGAGCUGCGUACCUUCCCUUCCCUCCCUCUGCCUUGCCUCAGGCGAGCUGCGGUGGGACGACCCGGCGACGCACACCGGCAUGCUCGACCGGUCUCCCUGCGGCACCGGCACGUGCGCCAUCAUGGCCGCGCUGCAUGCGCGCGGCGAGCUGCGGGUCGGCGAGCCUUUCGAGCACUCGUCCAUCCUCGGCACCAAAUUCAUCGGCCGGCUGCACGAGGAGGUUGUGGUGGGGGGCGGGGGAACCGAGCCGGUGCGGGCGGUGGUGCCGACCAUCUCGGGGCGGGCGUGGAUCACGCAGCACGCGACGGUGGUCUGCGACCCUUCCGACCCCUUCCCAGAGGGCUACAAGGUUGGCGACAUCUGGUAG